Parnassius apollo (apollo) is the source of this 318-nucleotide messenger RNA. Lineage: Eukaryota; Metazoa; Arthropoda; Insecta; Lepidoptera; Papilionidae. The record is from the annotation of a GenBank genome assembly.
AUGGCACCAAAGGAAAACUACACGCCUCAUCAAAUGUGCCUUGCAAUGGAAGCUGUUAGAAAAGGGGACAGUUAUUCAGCUGCAGCUGAGAAAUAUGGUGUACCGAGAAUGACCUUAAGGAAUAAAGUAAUGGGAAAGAGUCCUGCUAUCUGUCAUAUGGGUCCUCCUACAAUACUUUCUAUGAAUGAGGAAGCCAUAUUAAAAGAAUGGUUGUUUGCAAUGGCAGAACGACAUUGCCCGAUAGGAAAGGAACAGCUAUUAGAUUCUGUUCAACUAAUUAUAAAAUCUGCUAAUAGAAAAAAUCCAGGCAGGCAAUGA